CAAUAAUAAAGCACAUCACUGUCUUAGAACGUAACAGGAACGCCAUUUUGCAUUAAUUAAAUAAUAUUUUUUUGUUAUUCCUAUUAUGUCUCUAAUUAUACUAUUUUGUUAGGGUCUAUAUAAAAAACAGACGAUCAUUCAAACGCAGUUUCACCGGGUACUUACAAAUUUUACAAACUGUUGACGUAAAAUAUUUACAUCCAUAAUUUACAGAUAAAUAUAUAUUGAAUGAAAAAUGACUGAAGAGGUAAACGAUCAGUUACCAACAAACGAUCCUGAUCUACAAAUUAUAAAACAAAAAAUAAGGAAUUUAUGCCAGAAGAACAAAUUUUGUGGCAUUUGCCUGGAGAGUAGUGAAAAUCUAUGGACAAUAGAUACAGAGUUUGAUAUUAUUAUAAAUAACGAGUCACAAAAGAAACUAAUCAAGGACAUCGUUUAUUAUGUCUUUAAGGAAGAUGUCAAAAGUGUUUUGGGAAGUCCCUUUAUUUGCAAUGACUGUUCUAGAAAUGCUAUACAAUGCUACCUGUUCAUAUAUAACACAAUAAAGUUAUCCAAAAUAGUUAAUAAAUACAUCGAAGAUUUAUCAAUGAAAAUAACAGAUUUAAAUAAUCAAUUGAUAUCUGAUGGCAGUUAUGAGAAUUCAAAUGUUGUAAUAAUACUAGAAAAUGAAAGUGUACAUAAACAUGUCGAUACGAAAACAAUCACUGAUAGUGUUGGAAUAGAGUUUGGGCUUAAUAAUGUAGAAAAUGCUAAAACAGAUAUAAAUUUUAAUUCUAAUGUACACCUAACUGGCAAUAUUACAGAAGCAGAAGACCAAAUUCAGACAGAUGGAACAAAGGGAACAAAUCUAGAAAUAUAUUUAAAAAAAAGAAAUAUAAAAAGACUGAAAAAUACAAUUUAUAAAUGCAUGAAAUGUAAAAGAGUCAUAUCUACAACUAAAAAGUGGUUGCAACACGAGAGACUAUGCCAAAUUUCAAGAAUAACCGGCAAAAUACAACCACUGCAAUGCAAAAUUUGUUAUGAAACAUUAAAGACCAAAAGACUUCUAUCGUUGCAUUAUAAAGUACACAAUAAGGCUAGAUGUAGAUUAUGUUUUAAUAUUAUGCCUGAAGAAACUUUUCUGGAGCAUUUAAAACUUAACCACGAAGAUGACAUAUAUGAGUGCGAAGUCUGUGAUCAUAUACUCUACUCUCCUUUAGCACUGGAAACGCACAUGAAGAGAAAACAUGGCGACCCGCAAUGUAUAAUGUGCUUGAAACAUUUUAAAGAAGCCGAUCUAAAAAUUCAUAAGUGUAAAUAUGGAUGUUUAGAUUGCAGAGAGAUGCCGUGUAUACAUUACAAAUAUUUAGUCUCAUAUAGAGAGCAAGUAAUGAAUCAAGCUACUAAAAUUAUGUGUUUGGAUUGUGAUUACGUUUGUCCGAAAAGAGAAGCAUUAUUGGGUCAUGUCAAUCGUGAGCAUUUAGACCACCACCCCUUUACUUGCGCUCAUUGUUCUCAGCAGUUUUAUUCUAAAGUGACUUUAAGGAACCAUUUAAAUCGAUUCCACAGGGAAAACUUGAUGUGCCAAUUCUGCGAUUUGGACUUUAAAAGUAAAACGACAUUUGACGAACACGUUGAAAUCUGUAAAUGGAUUAAACGACAAUUUAAAUGUGAUGUAUGCACAUCCUCGUUUGAUACUGAAGAAGAGUUGUCGAACCAUAAAAAUACUAAACACAAUGACGGCGUAUUCCCUUGCAAUUUAUGUAACAAACAAUUUUACACAAUAUUGAAAUUGAAAGAACACAUGUUUAGAAUACACAGUGGUAUACAACUGAAAAGAAGGCGAACCAACCUAGAAUGUCCAAUGUGUGAAACUAAAUUCGAUGCCAAGAAAGAACUGAUGCAGCAUAUUGCGACCCAUGGUCCCGACGCAAGAUUUCCAUGUAAAAUUUGCAAUGUUGAUUUCGACGACAUAAAGAAACUUCAUGCACACAGCCGCAUGCACUGCGAUGACGUCAUCAAAUGCAAUGAUUGUAACAAACUCAUAACAACUGCUUUCUUUCCUCAACAUAUGAUUUACUGUAAUGCCAAUAAGAGCACUGUCAAUGCAUAUGAAUGCGAGACUUGUGGUAAAACAUUCCAAACAGAGUCAAUGCUGAAAUUGCACAAGCAAGCUCAUUUGGACCCUGUAGAAUGUCCUAUCUGCAGAAAAUUAAUAAAGCCAAUAUAUUUGAAGAGACAUUUGAAGUACACGCAUACACAGAAGAAAUUGGUGAAGCCGAAAAAGAAUUUGAAAGUGGUGAAAUGCGACUGGUGUGGGCAUAUGGUGACAAGGAAAGGGGAGUUAGAGUCUCACGUCAAUAGAUUCCAUUUAAAAAUAAAACCUUACGAGUGUAAUAUUUGUAAGAAAACAUUUUGUGGCAAGGAACGUUUGAAGGAGCACAUCCAGACUCAUUCUACAGAACACACACGGUACUGUACUAUUUGUGGCAAGAAAUACGCGAACAGGGUGUGCUUGAAAAUGCACCUACGUUUACACUCGGGUGUUACGCCGUACGAAUGUGAUAUAUGCGGGGAGAAAUUUAGAUCUUCGAGUAUAAUGAACACACAUAAAAUAAAGAAACAUACUGAGAAAACUAUAUGUUGCCCGCUCUGCGAUACAAUGUUCUAUUUGGCUAGGGAGAUGAGGAAUCAUUUUAAGAAGGUACACUGGAAAAAUAAGGAUAAGAAAUUCGACCCGAGAGACGUGAAAGAGCUGGGCAAGGAGUACUAUUACCUAUUUGAGGAUAGAAGGCAACCGAAAGUGGACGAGAAUGAGUUGGUAUUGUAUUAAUUCAUUUCAGCUGUUACCUGUCCACUACUGAAUAUAAGCCUUCCCCAUAAGGGGAAAAGGCAAAAGCCAGUAUUUGACACACUUGGCGGGUGGGUCGACAACGGCAAUUAGGCUAUUAGAGAUCUUUUAAGAGGAAUGCUGCUGCCCAUUCCUCGCCCACCCUUAAUCAUCGUCCAUAAUCCUUGGGAAAGGAAAGGGUGGCCUAUUCUAUGCCGGGACCACACGGGUUAAUAAUUAAUAGAAAUUAUAGGUAUUUUUAAAAACAAUUAUAUUCAGAUUGGGGCGGAGAAAAAUUAAAAAAUAAUACUAUGUAGCGAACUGAUAUGAUAAUUAAUAUAAAUUCUUGCUCUAGUAGUGACAGACCUUUAAAAAAAAGCAGUUUUAUCUUCAGACAACUCGGCAUGUUCUAAUACCGUGCAAUCUAUACUCGAUCAAAUAAACCAUAAUAAUAUUAUAAACUAUAUUUCUUCAUACUCCAGAACUCAAGAACUCCACCUGCACUAUUUAUAUAGUUUACGCUUGGGUAAUUUUUUUAUUGGGAUGGUAUAAAACAAAGUCGCUGUCGCUGUCUGUCCGUCCCUGUGUUAAUACAAUGUACCUUAAAUACAUUGUCCAUUUAAUAUAGAUCAAUAUGGCCAUUUACAGCAUAUAAUUUAAAUAAAUAUUUCCAAAGAUAUUACGGAUUUAAAAUGCAAGGACAUAGCGGUGUGACGGUACUGGCCAGGCCGGCGGCGCGUGGCUAUAAAAUAGCGCGUCGAAGGCCGCACUUCGUUUGUAUUAUCUAAUGUCAAAAAAACUGUAAACGUUAUUUAUAAAGAUAUUCUGUAGUAGGUAGAUUUUUUUUUUGA
This is a messenger RNA of Galleria mellonella (greater wax moth), 3660 nucleotides long. Its product is annotated as PR domain zinc finger protein 5-like. The transcript has 3 exons. Lineage: Eukaryota; Metazoa; Arthropoda; Insecta; Lepidoptera; Pyralidae. The record is from RefSeq and is a predicted model, not a curated record. The coding region runs from base 236 to 2812 and encodes 858 amino acids.